Molecule: messenger RNA, 1473 nt
Organism: Penaeus chinensis
Lineage: Eukaryota; Metazoa; Arthropoda; Malacostraca; Decapoda; Penaeidae
Product: heparanase-like
Exons: 6
Coding region: 76-1458 (460 amino acids)
Cellular component (GO): extracellular matrix; membrane
Molecular function (GO): hydrolase activity, acting on glycosyl bonds
Source: RefSeq, a predicted model, not a curated record
UCAUGUUCCCUCCCUGCCACCAGGUCCCCCUUAUUGCUGACCUUGACCCGAGCCCUGUCCCCCGCCGUGCUGAGAAUGGGGGGGUCAGCUGCUAAUUUCCUGACCUAUGACCCCCAGGCAAGGUCACAGGUGUCAAGGAACGAAGAAGGAGAGGAGGAAGAAGAGACGAUAAUUGAGGAAGUGAGACACGAUAGAGAGGAGAUAGGAAUGGAUGACGAUGAAGAUGAAGGAGGAAAAAUGGGUAGAAAAGGAGAUUUUAACGAAGUAGAGGAGGCGGAACACGAUGAAAGACGGGACGAAGAAGAAGAAGAGGAGGAGGAAGAAGGAGAAACACCGAUUAUCGCAUCAACUCAUCUCCCGGAGGAAUACGAAGACGAAAGAGAAUAUGACGAAGGCGAUUACGAAGAGGAGGAGGAAGAAGAGGAAGAGGAAGAAGAAGAAGAAGAAGAAGGAGAAAGAGAAGAAGAUUUAGAAAAGGCGAGAAAUUCAGCCACCCGGUUCUCAGCCUCAAAGAAAACGGGAAGGCCGAAGGGCAUAGAAAACGGAGAUGACCUGGCUGACUGUGAGUGUGGUUCAACCAGACAAGUCUUCACGAAUUUUACCAUGACAGGUCGUGACUGGCGGAUCCUACAGGACUUCGCCAGGGACGUCGGGAUGUCACUGCUGUUCGAUGUCAACCAAUUCUACCGUCGAGAGGGAGACAGUUCUUGGGAUCCAGCGAACGCCAGGCUGAUAGUGAGGGACGUCGAGGAGGAAAGGGGGGCGGGGGAUAUCCUGUGGCAGCUCGGGAAUGAACCGAACGCAUACAACCACAAGUUCUCGCUGAGGAUCGCACCGAACCAGAUGGCCGAGGAUUACCUUCGCCUGCGUCAGGAGCUCGACGGGCGCUUCCCUCACGCCGGCGUCGUGGGUCCUGACGUCACCAGACCGAAGAAGAUGAACAGGAAGUUGGCUUUAAAAAUGUCUUCUGUGGAUUAUCUUGGGUCAUUCUUGUCAACGGUGAAGAUAAACCUGACAGCUGUCACAUGGCAUCAGUACUACGUGAACGGACGCACAGCAACACUAGAGAAGUUCUUAUCCCCUGAAGUUUUCGAGCAGCUGGUGUGGCAGGUGGAGGAAGUUGUGCGGGUCAGGGAUCAGCUGUCGCCGAGGACCCCGGUCUGGCUGACCGAAACCAGCUCGGCGUGGGGAGGAGGUGCCCCCGGCCUCAGCAACGCCUUCGCUGGGGGGUUCCUCUGGCUGGAUAAGCUCGGGGUGGCGGCGCGCGGCGGGAUCGGCCUCGUCGCCCGCCAAACCCUCUAUGAUGGGUGUUACGCGCUCCUGGAUCACGAUCUGAACCCUUAUCCUGUAGGUGUUGUCGAUGCUUUUUUUAAUCUGAACCCUUAUCCUGUAGGUGUUGUCGAUGCUUUUUUUAAUCUGAACCCUUAUCCUGUAGGUGUUGUCGAUGCUUUUUUUUAAUCUGAACCCUUAUCC